CACAUGAUAAGAUUAAUGACACCUGAUUCAAAAACACUUCCUUUUGCACUAGGCCCUAAAAAAAUCAGCCCUUAUUUUACGAAAUGCACUGAUGGAUUUUUUAGGCGGAGGAUAAUAUAUUCCCUGCGCCUUACUGUACUUUAUAGUCUGAGAAUAUUGUUUUCAAGUAAAUUGUUCCAUCAAUCAAGAAUUCAGUUAUUGAAAAAUCUUCAAGCUGCACAGAGAAUAAAUCGAAAUCUUCAACUAUUUUCAUUUACACGAUGCAUAUCUAGAGGGUUCCUUUGUCACCCAGCCUGUGGUACAGCUGAAGCAUCUGCAUCCAUCCGUCUUUUUUCUGACAAAGUUAGACAAGAUGAGUCAAAAAUUGAAACUACAGAUGAAGAAGAUGAACUAUACAAAUGGAUUGAAAUUAGGGUGAAAGGUCAUGAUGAGUCAGUGCUUGACAGUUAUGAGAUGUUUGUUUCCAUGGCAGCCAAAGAACUGGAAAUAACGCUUGAUAGUAUAAUGAAACCUAGGAAACAUAUCAAACGGUUAUCUCUGUUGAAAUCACCAUUUAUUCACAAAAAACAUUUUGUACAAUAUGAAAUGAGAACACAUUACAGAGUUAUGUUGUUUAAACACUUAACAGGGUCUACUGCAAGCAUUUUUCUAGAAUAUGUGCAGAGAAAUUUACCAGAAGGGGUAGCCAUGAAAAUCACAAAGUGUACAGUUGAAAGAAUGCCGGAAUACAUUAAAGCAGAUGCUGACAUGGAUCAAUUAGUCACUGGCCUGGAUAAUGUCAAAGUUUAGCUGUCAUUUCAAUAAGUUACCAUCAGAUGCUCAUCUAAACCAAUUAGUUGUGGCAGAUAGAAUUUCUCUAUGAAAUAAGAACACAAAAGUGUUACAGAUUCUAAUGUUUAUUCUGUUAAAACAUUUAAAUAGUAGUUGUGUAGUUUGCAAUUAAUAAUAUAUUUCAGUUAAUUUAUGUGUUAUACAGAUUAAUUAAAGUCUUAAAUGUAACUUCCAAGGAUUUGUUUAUGAACAAUACAACAAAUGGUUUACAGAGUACAAUUAAUUUUUAAGUCUUAAAAACGUGACUUAAUUCAAGAAUUUUUGUAAACAUAAUACUGUUUGUUUUUUCCUACUGUAUGUACCUGUCUAUAAAUAUUUUAAAGGAUAGUAAUUUUACUGACAAUUAAAUGCUCAACAAAAUAUAUUUGGAAUGAUAUCAAUAAUAGGUGGAGCUUGAGGGUAUGUUUAUAUUAUGUGAUGGAUCAUUAAAUAAUAUAAAAAUCUA
Molecule: messenger RNA, 1276 nt
Organism: Anneissia japonica
Lineage: Eukaryota; Metazoa; Echinodermata; Crinoidea; Comatulida; Comatulidae
Product: 28S ribosomal protein S10, mitochondrial-like
Exons: 9
Coding region: 4-789 (261 amino acids)
Biological process (GO): translation
Cellular component (GO): mitochondrial small ribosomal subunit; mitochondrion; ribosome
Molecular function (GO): structural constituent of ribosome
Source: RefSeq, a predicted model, not a curated record